This is a messenger RNA of Polistes dominula (European paper wasp), 551 nucleotides long. RefSeq lists its product as uncharacterized. Lineage: Eukaryota; Metazoa; Arthropoda; Insecta; Hymenoptera; Vespidae. The record is from RefSeq and is a predicted model, not a curated record.
UUUUGUUUUCUUCGCGAUAUACAGGCCACGCAACAAAAUCAAAAUGGAUGGCGAUUCAGGAAAUGUAUUUAAUUGAAAGUUCUCGCUUCGAGAUGAAUUUUAAUAAUGAAAAAACUGGAACUUCACCAUUAGAAAAACAUUUGAAAUUUUUGAAAGAUAUUCCACCUAUUAUGAAUAGUUGGAAUCAUUGUAAUUUGGAAAGUGAGGAAAUUAUUCAGAAGGGGCAUGUCGAAGACUAUUAUAAUGAAGCAGUAUUAUCCAAAUCAAAGAACACUGAUGCAGACAUUUUAAUGAAAUAUUUGUCAACUAAAGUGUUGGAAAUGGACGAUGAUUGGGUCUUUUUAAAUAAAAUAUUAACAUUUCUUAAAACGUUAGAUAAUGUAGAUAAAUGUGUAUUUCGUAAAUUAGUAUAUAAGUGUAUGCAAACAGUUGAAAAAUCGACUGGAAAAGAAAAAGAAAAAUGCGACGAAGGUUCUGAACCAAUUUCAAAUCCGAUGAAAAAUGAAAAAUCCGAUGAGCCUGUUGAAAAAGUUAAUUAACAUUUUUCUAUA